Messenger RNA from Anoplophora glabripennis (Asian longhorned beetle), 1306 nucleotides. RefSeq lists its product as uncharacterized. NCBI's taxonomy places the organism in Eukaryota, Metazoa, Arthropoda, Insecta, Coleoptera, Cerambycidae. The record is from RefSeq and is a predicted model, not a curated record. The transcript is spliced from 3 exons. The coding region runs from base 92 to 355 and encodes 87 amino acids.
ACACAAACCACUAUAUUGUUAUUUUCGCGCUAUUCACCCAGUUCGUUUGUUUCGUAGCUGUAGACGAAUUAUAAAUUUAUUUAAAUCCGAUAUGUUUUCAAGGAGUUUCGUCAUCAGCGCCCUCUUCGUCAUCCUCAGCGCCAUCCUCCUGGAUUCCCAAGCGGAAGCUCGCUAUCUACCCACCAGGGCUAAUGGAGAAAGGGUGGACAAGCUCCGCGAACUCUUGAAAGAAUUGUUAGAAAGCGAGAUCGAGAAGGAAGAGAUGGGGGACGUCCCAAGAUGGCACCCAGAGAGCAAACUCUUCUACAAGAGGGAAGCCCCAGAGGUCCAGACCCAGCCACUCCCCCAACAAUAAAACAAUUGACGACCUGAGCAAAGAACACGGACAAUACGAUUUUCGGAGAAAUGUAAAUAAGAAUUAAAUAUAACAAAUUUUAAAUAAUAUUUUGAUUAAUGUGAACAAUUUAAUAAUAUGUAUAUUGACAAGUUGAGAGCACGAAUAUGAUUCCAAAAACUAAAAAAAAAUGUAGCACGUUAGAUAAACAAUGUGCAGAGUGGUUUUUGAUUUUGGCAAACGUAUAUAUGAUAAAUGUAUUUUUUGAAAAUAAAAUUAAAUUAUAUAUCUAUAUUAAAAUUUAAAGUAUAUAUUUUCUAAUAUAAAAUAGCAUUUAUUUAGAGUAUUAGAGCAAAUAUUAUAGGUAUAAGGAUAGACAAAGGCGGUUGAUGCAAUUUAAUAACUAUAGUAAUAUGUGUCUUAAAUCAGUAAAAGCAAAAAUCUCUCUGUACAUUGUUUAAUACAAAAAGAGGCAUUAUUUUACAUUUUCCUAGGGCUUAGAGGUAUUGUUUUUUUUUCAUAUUGUACAUUUAUAUCACAUUUUAUUUAACUUUAAUGUAAGUAAAAUAUAAAUCAGUAUUAAAUUGAUGUUAGCUAGAAAAUAGUGCCUAUAGUUAUAUAUGGUGAAAACAAGCAUACUUUUCCAUAAUUUAAGAAUUUCUCUCAGCAAAAUUAAUAAAACCAUUUUUAAUAUUUUAGCACAUAUUUUCGUAUAUUUAGUUAACGUAAGUAUAAUUGCACUUAAAUUAUGGAAAAAUACGGCAUGUUACCUUCUUUAUAGAAGUAGUAUUAGAAAAAUAUAUAAAUAAUAUAUUGUACCCGUCCUUAAAAAAGAUCUUCUCAAUUUGUCAUUAUAUGGGGUUAGGUCAAUACGACGGUUUCAAUUUUUAAAAGCAAUAUUUUGAAAAACGUUUUAAUACAAUAAUAAUAAAUGUGAUUUACAAUGAAUGUGUCUUAUAAUAACAAAAAAUG